This is a messenger RNA of Drosophila yakuba, 517 nucleotides long. RefSeq names its product cuticular protein 47Eg (gene Cpr47Eg). The transcript is spliced from 2 exons. The record is from RefSeq and is a predicted model, not a curated record. Lineage: Eukaryota; Metazoa; Arthropoda; Insecta; Diptera; Drosophilidae. Gene Ontology annotation, cellular component: chitin-based extracellular matrix. Gene Ontology annotation, molecular function: structural constituent of chitin-based larval cuticle. The coding region runs from base 136 to 489 and encodes 117 amino acids.
ACUUGGGCGCCACUGGCAGAGCAUGUUUAGCAUCAGAGCAUAGAGUUUAGCAUCAGAAUGAAGAAAUCACAUAAAAAGCCGGCAGAAGUUCCAGUUCGAUAUCAGUAAGCCUUCUCAAGUCUUCCAACAAUCAAUAUGAAGUUCUUCAUUGCCUUCGCCUGCCUGUUGGCCGUCGCCCUCGCCAACGAAAACGCCAAUGUUCUCCGUUCCGAGCAGGAUGUGAAUGUGAACAACUUUAAGUACGCUUAUGAGCUGGACAACUCGGUCGAUGUGAAGCAAGAGGGUAACCUUAAGGACAAAGAGUGGGUAGUGAACGGACAACAGGCGUGGCAAUCUCCUGAAGGUGUACCCGUUUCCAUCCAAUACGUUGCCGAUGCCAACGGUUACCAAGUGGUGUCUGCCAACCCUCCUCUGCCCACCCCACCCCCAAUCCCAGAGGCCAUCCUGCGUAGCCUGGAGUACAUUGCCGGCCACCCACCCAAGCAAUAAAUUGUUUAAAUAAAUGUGUUGAAAUUUA